Molecule: messenger RNA, 9103 nt
Organism: Pseudopipra pipra
Lineage: Eukaryota; Metazoa; Chordata; Aves; Passeriformes; Pipridae
Gene: ST8SIA6
Product: ST8 alpha-N-acetyl-neuraminide alpha-2,8-sialyltransferase 6
Exons: 9
Coding region: 195-1415 (406 amino acids)
Biological process (GO): oligosaccharide metabolic process; N-glycan processing
Molecular function (GO): alpha-N-acetylneuraminate alpha-2,8-sialyltransferase activity
Source: RefSeq, a predicted model, not a curated record
CCGGGCGGGCAGGGCCCCGAGCGACGGCCGCGGUGUGAGGCGCAGGGGGGACCGAUGGCGGCGGCGCAGGGCUGCGGGCGAGGGGCGGAGCGCAGAGACCCUGUGGCUGCCAUGGCCGCCUCCCCCUCCCCGCAGCCUCCCUUAAAUACUAUGGGACGGCCGUAGCUGCGGUGGGUGCCGCUGCCGAGCGCACCAUGCGGGCUGUCAUCGCCUUGGCCGCGGCGCUGGGCAGCCUGCUGCUGGGCGGCUGUCUCCUGCGCCUCGGCGGCCAGCAGCCCCUCCGCGCCAGGGGCUGGCAGGAGGAGGAGGCAGGAGUAGCUGCUGUCACGCCGAAAGUGGUGCGAGCCCUCAGAUCCCCCCUGACGCCCCUUCCUCAGACCGAGAACAGGUACGGGCUGCCCGCCCGCAGAACAACUGCUAAUAAAAAUGGAAUUUACCAGUUUGAACAGGCUUCAAAAUGUAAGGCAAUUCAGGACAACAUUUUGUCAUCAUCUAUCAAGAAGAAAAGAUAUUCGGAAGAUUAUUAUCUUCACAUAGUUACAAAACUGCAGAACUGCACCUGGAUAAGGAGACCAGAAGAAUCUACAAAAUUCAGGUCAGAAUUAGCUUCCUGCUGUGAUGCAAUUCACAAUUUUAUUGCUUCUCAAAACAACAGCCCACUGGGAAGUAACAUGAGUUAUGAAGUGGACAGUAAAAAGACCAUCCUCAUUACAGAGGACAUUUUUAAGAUGCUGCCUGUGUCCUCGCCUCUUUCAGUCUAUCCCUUCAAGACCUGUGCUGUGGUUGGAAAUGGAGGCAUUCUGAAAAAUUCCAGCUGUGGAGCUGAAAUAGAUAGUUCUGACUUUGUGUUCAGGUGUAACCUUCCUCCAACCACGGGAAGCAUUAGCAAAGAUGUUGGCAAUAAAACAAACCUCGUGACUGUUAAUCCAAGUAUCAUAGCUCAGAAAUACAACAAGCUAAAUGAAAAGAAGACAGAAUUUCUGGAAAACAUUGCCGUCUAUGGAGAUGCUUUUCUUUUAUUGCCAGCAUUUUCCUUCAGAAGCAACACAGCCACUUCUUUUAAAGUAUAUCACACUCUGAAAGAGUUCAAAGCAACCCAAAGGGCAAUAUUUUUUCAUCCCGCUUAUCUGAAAAGUCUUGCCCAGUUCUGGAGAACUAAGGGUGUGAAAGCCUACCGGUUGUCAUCUGGUUUUAUGAUCACUAGUGCUGCUCUUGAGCUAUGUGAGAAUGUGAAGCUCUAUGGCUUCUGGCCUUUUUCAAAAUCCACAGAGAAGAUGCCAAUCAGCCACCACUAUUAUGACAACCAACUGCCUAAGCCGGGCUUCCAUGCAAUGCCCAAAGAAUACAACCAGAUCCUUCAGCUUCAUGGCAAAGGCAUUUUGAAGUUGCAGUUUGGUAAAUGUGAAUCAGACUAAAAAGGGUGAUGAUCCUAAGGAAUACAAUUUCUGUGUAUCUCAGCAGUUCUGUGUUGGAUUUGAUCUGAUGUGAUUUUGUGAGCAUUAAACUGCAUUAUUACAAUAGAGAAAUAUUUUACACUUGGAGAGAAAAGGUGGUGAUUUUUUCACACAGUGACUGCUACAUUUAUGAAUUUUGAGUAACCAUUUUUAAAAUGCAAAGUAAUGAUUAUUUGGAAAAUUCUGAAACUCCUGGCUAUUGGUUUAAUUGUAGCAAAGCACAAUCUCAGGAUGGUGGCAACAUGUGACAUUCGUCAUGUUUUGCUUCUUAAAGGAUCAUUAAAAUAUUUUGAUAUAAGAUCUCUGGUUUUGUUGGUGGCUGCGUGAGUUGGCAGUGAACAUUUUCAAUUAAGAACUUGAUCCUGUAAAUACUGACAUUUGUCUAAUGCAAAAAGUGAUGAGAAGAGCUACAAAGGAGUAAUUAAUUCAGAACCAUGUCAUUCUUAGCUUGUCCAAGGCUUCACAGAUGAUAAAAUCCCUCAGGUUAGAGAUAGUCAAGUGGUUUAUGGGCUUUCAUUUUGUGGGCAAUAGGUAAUGCUGUGGAUUUAAUGAGCUUUCUUUUGUGAGCAAUAAAUGAUGCUGUGGAUUUAAUAGGAUCAUUCAUGUGAGUGAUGUUAAUUUUGGGAACACAUGUAUGAAGGACCAGAGCUGUACAGUUAUUUAUAAACCACUCUUCUUGCUUGUGUUCCUGUCUAAGGUCCAGUUCAGCUCCAAAUGAGGACAGUGAACUAGGUUUUAUGCUACAACCCCCAGAGUCCUGGUAGGGCAUGACUUUGCACAUAUUCCUGCCAUCCCAGCUGUGUGUCUUGGCUGAUACAUGAGAUGGAAUUUUCAUUAGAAAGAUGAUAGGUACCAAACCUUUAAUUUCUUCUAUUUUUUUUCACCUAGUAUAGCUCUUAUCAAUACGCAACUACAGAUAAGGAAACUGCAGUAAGCAUUAUUAGAAGAAUGUUCCUCUUACAAUCAACCCCAAGCUCUUCUCCUAUACCAGGGCAUAUGAGAAAAGUGACUACACUCAAUUUAUAACCUAUGAAGUUCUUGAGCUUUCAGUUUUCUGUAUGGUCCAAGGAUACAUGUGGAGCAACAUCCUGCAACCAAAGAAAGUGAAUCACAUUAACAUUUGCAGGAGCUGUGACAAGCAGUUGUGCCCUAGCUAUGGCUGCUUGUAUGUUGCUGCUUAUAUGCUUGUAUGUUCUACUGCAGGAAAAAGAAAAACAACAACCAACCAAGCAAACAAAAAAAUUGUAAUAACCAGAUUCUGUUAAGAGUUUCACUGACUUUUUUUGAGUGUCCUUUGAAUGUUCAGUUCAAAGAUAGUGUCCUUCUCCUCCUUUUACAGCCAGAUACUGUCAGGUAUUUUAUUUACUAAAACUCCUUUUACUAGUGCAGCAUUAAAUUCCAAAUCAACUGAUUUGAAGAGCUUUCAGUAUUCCACUCCUUGAGGAUUAUAUCUGCAAAAUUAUUCCCACUUAAAUGAAUUGAACUUUAUAAAAUAAGGUUCAAAAAAAACCUUUUGAAUUGAUAGUUCAUAAGAGCAUUACUUUAGUGUUGUAAUAUUUGAAAGCUUACCUUGCAGCAGUUUUAUAAUCACGUAAACACUCCCAAAAGUAUUAGAAUCAAUCAUUAUGGUUACAGGUCUGUUGGUUGAGACACAUUCAGCAUCUGGAUCCAUUUCCACGAUAAUGAUAUCAGAAUGAUAUCAGAAGCCUGUACUACUCCUACUCCAGCAGAAGUGUCCAUAAAUCCUGGUUGCAAAUAUCAGCAGUAAAGUCAAUUUCCAAAAAUAAGGGGUUUUAAAAAAUAUAUAGUGCUUUGGGGCAUCAACUGAUGGCACUAAUACACGUGUGAACCUCUGAAUGUCAGUAGGGCUUUUAACAGAAACAAAAUAGCAGAACUGAGUCGAUGGGUCCAUCUGCAUUACCAGCUGGUGACUGAAAGAGGCGAGCACAAUGGUUUGAUUCACUCUGAUCUGUUCUGGUUCCAGCACCACACAUCCACAUUUUUUCUUCACCAGUAGUAAGAUUUUUGUCAUUUUCUGGCCACAGGCACCUGCUACUUAUGUGUAGAGAGCUGGCUGCUGCAAGAACCUGUAUCCAUGUUAUGAGUGUUAUGGAUGGUUGCCUACCGCAACAUCCUAGUUAUAGAUCAGAGACAAAUUUGUUCCCAGAAGAGCUCCUCCUAUGCCAUAAAUCACUCACAUGGACUGCCCCUGAGUGUUUGUAGCUGGAAGCUGUGCAAAGUGAUGUAGUUGUCCUUUGGGUGAUGCAAACAGUCCAGGCUGAGAAAAAAUAUGCCAUAUUUCAUACAGAGAGACAAAGGCACACCUGUGUUCAGGUAAGGACUGUAGCUUAUUCCAGUGCAGUGAGAUGAUCUUGGCUGUGUAGCAGCUACAUGGUUUGUCUUGGGGAAAAUUCAUACAUCUUUUAGAGGUUCUUGCAUCUGUUGUAUCCAGAACAGUUUCAAGUGGUGGAUCAAGGGUUGGACUUGAUGAUCUCAGAGGUCCCUUCCAACCCAGCUGAUUCUAUGAUUCUAUGAUUCUAAGUGCUCCAUGUGUACGUAGAGAUAAUGCAAAGGGCAUCAUUUAUUGCUCAGGCUAAAUUCAAUUAAAUACUUGGCAUGAGUAAAGGGACAAAACUUGCUUGUGUGAAGUCGAAGAUGGGGAGAGGAGAAAGUGGAAUUUAUUUGCAGCAGAGACACUUGUUAGUUAGCACCAUAUUGCAUUAUCUCAGUGAAUAAAUCUAAAUAGUGUACCAUGACACACCAUGAAGAGCUGUUACUGUGUGCCUGGACUAUUUCUGUGCAUCUAUGUUAUUUAAAACACACAUGUACUGGUAACUGGAAAGAUUAUUGGAAUACAUUUUAAGAGAGGUUUAGCCAAAAAGAAGAAACCUAUUCUAGCUUCCUUGAUGAGAAAAGAUCUUAACUGAAGAAAUGUGAUGUAGCACUCAAAUGAGAGCAAAUGGAAAGCUCUGUAGCAUGGACAGACACUUUGACUUUUUAGCACUGUUUCCACAGAGUUUAAACUUGCCGUUGACCUGAAGACCUGAUCUUUCAUGCUCUCAAAGCCCUCAGUGAUUUGUGUGGAGCAUAGGACUGAUAAGAAGUGCAUGGACGAAUUGUUAGCCUUUCUUACCCUUUUCUACCGAAUGCUCUUAACUCCUUUUAGAAUAAAAAUAUGCCCUGUUGGGCUUUAGAUUAAGAACCUCAGGCCUUGCUCCAGACAUGAAGUUAUUAUGAGAUAUUAGUUGCAUCCACUUUUCUCUACAAGAGUGCAGACCUUGUACUCAGCUUUAUUAUAGCUACUGGUGCUGUGUGCUUGGUGGCUGGGUCAUGUUAAUUUGUGCACAGACUGGAAAGCUAAUAGUGGCAUUUCUGUGUGACAGGGUAGAGUUAGAUUGAUCAAGACUUGCUAAAGUACGCUCACUGUGGGAAAUUAUGUUUUCCUGGGUAGCUGAAUAAAUUAUCUCUCAUUUAUUUUACAUCUGUGCCAGGUUAAUGUUGAAUAAAUGGAUUUUGUAUCUGGCUCAGAAUGUUUAUGACACUUUUGCAAGACUGAGCCAACUACAGUUUUGAUUAAGGAUUCUUGUCCAAAAGUUAGGAAGGACCUUUCAGUUCCCUCUAUUUCACAUGAGGAAUAUUCAUUUUUAGGGUUUGUGGGCCUCCACUGCUGUCACAUGCUGUGGAAUGAAUAUUGAGAUUAAAUGGUUUUCUAAAUAUAGAGACACUGACAACAUGCUAAUAGUUCCAUUGUACCUCUGCAGAGGCUGACAGUGUCCUUGCACAUGACUGCAUCACAGCAUUAUUACAUUAAAGCCUGAUUGGCUGCUUUUAUUCCUUCUUCUCCCCUUAAUCUCGAAUGUUGCAUCUUCCUUUAGGAUCCAGUGCUGCCUUGAGUUGGUUUCUUGUCUUUCCCCAUGGAGUACUAUCUAGUCCUGUUUAGUGUCUGUUAGGGAAUUUGUGUGAUUAUGAAUCAAAUGCUGCUAUGCUUGCAGCAUAGUAAAACAUACUUUAAGUGACUUGGUUUACACUUCAAGGAAGGCAACUUGGUGGGAUAUUCAUGUUGCCUAACUCGUGGUGCUAAAUUUGGUCUGUAGCUGCAUGGUGACUUUAACUGUGAUGCCUGGCUACACAGUCCAGUUCUCAUUCUUGUGCUGCACCCCUUCCUUUGUGCUGUCUCUGGCUCUUGCCUGAUCCUACACUCAGCUGUUGUGGCAAACUGAGAUGGCAAAACCCUAACAUGGUAACAAAAAGAGAAAAUUUGUUCAUGCUAACAGAGCCAGAGGAAUUCAGACUCAAAAGAAAGGAAGAGAUGAGACCAUGCAGGUGGGAUUGUAGGAACACAACAGGGGCCAUUUGUUAUCUGACAGCUGUUGGGCAGGUCCAGUUGUUCCCUCAGAGCUUGGUCAAGUGCAGAAGUAAAAAUCUCUGGGGGCCUUCCUGGUCAGAAGGGAAAGAUGGUCUCUUGCAAGGGGGAAUCACAGCAUGACAGCUGUUCUGGUGGGCAGGAGCCCGUCUCUCCCUGUGGUGCCAAAAGAUGAUGAAGGUACCUACAGUAAGAACUCUAGGUGUCUACACUGCUUGAUUAUUGCUCCCUCCCCCUUCUCUCUUUACAAUUAGUCAUUUUAACAAGCUGUUCACCACAAGAAGAUUCAGAAAUGAUAAGUAUAAAAAAUUCUCAGUUCACUGAUGGUAAACUUAUAUAAACUUGCUUGUUAUUCAGCAUGCCUUUGCUAUCAAUCACUUCUAAUCCUAGCAUCUCAAACAGCAUCUGCAGAGAACAGAGCUGCAUGAGGUCUAGAGGGUUUGAGACCAGUUACUCUCACUUUGAUUCUCUUUCCUUUGUGCAGUAGUGAGAUGACUGACCUUAGCACCAUGCUUGAAACAAGAUGAAAUUCUCUGUCCUGUGUGAUUUGAGAAAGGAAACUAAAUUAUCUAGGUGACCUAGAACCCUCUGUGGAUCCCAAAAUUAGUAGCAAAAUAUUCCUGCUGUUAUGUAUUAUUUGAUUUUGUUCAGCACAAGUAUCUGGAUAAGUUAAUUGGUCUGGGUUAAUUGAUCAUGUACACCUUGAGCCUGCACAGACUCUGUGAUGGAGCUACAGCCUGACAUAGCAAUCUAGGUUUAAAAACAUUUGACCUAGAGAUCUUUUUUUGUCCUGUCACUUGCUGACCUGGGACAAAUCUGUGGAGGGAGAUCCUGAAUAUCCGUGCAGCAGCUUCUCCAGGGACUCUCAGGUCCACAAAGCACACGUCCACUUGUGUACAGGAGUCUGUGUGAGAUCAAGCCCAAGGCAUAUUCUCUGGAGUGCUUUAUUCUGAAACAACUCAAUGUAAAAUAGCUGAUAGCUGCUUGUUGCACACUCUGGAGCAGCAGACUUCUUGCACACGAGCCUUUUCAUUAAAUGUUUCUUAGUCUGAAAUAUUCAAAGCCAGGUAAUCUUUCCUCUUGUGGUACUUCAGCAGCUGGUUUCUUUAAUCUCUAGGUCUGCUAGCCAGCAACACUGACAAGGGGAUGUGUGUUUACCAUAGAAACCCAACUCUCUUUAUUUGGAAUUCUGUCAUUUUAGGCAAGAAAAUUAUCCUUCUCUGAGUUUCAAAGGCUGCUGAUCUCUCAGGGUAGCAUGGGGAAAUCCAUUAGGUUUUCCAGCUACAGCAUACAACAAGUGUGCAGAUUUAUAUUUAUUGAGCUUUGUUCCAGAUUUUCAUAAAGUGUUUCUUAAUUGGCUCAAAAUUAUCAUUAUGAUCAAGUAGAGCAUGAAACACUCUGCAGCAUGCCACUAAACAAAGGAACUAUUGAUAUUAUUUAGUGGUCUUCUUUCAUAAAUGCACAUUUCACAGUACCUUCCUAUUCUGGGAAUGCCAGCUCACCAAGGGAAUGACCCCGGGUUACUGGGUUAUCGUGCACUGGUCCAGCUGCAGUAGCAGCCUGUGAGUACGCUCUUGGUGUCAAGCAAAUUCCAGCAAUACAAGAGCUUAACGUGGUAGGAGUACACCAGCUUGAGUUUCCUAUAGACCAGGGAGUAAAUGUAGUACUGUGGUGUGUGAUAAUUGAGCUCACAUCAUUCUGUGCACAAACAAUAACUGCCCUUUUGUGACAGGUGUUGGCAAAUACUAGUUUAAGGAUGAAAAGAGUCUGGCUGUGCAAUACAAGAAGGAGUGGCAUCCUCGUGUUGCAAUCAAAUGAACAGUCAAGUCUGUCUCUUGCUAAGUCCUGAUGUACCUUCAGCAAUACAUCAGUGUUUGUUGCUACACCUAGUACUGCUGUGUCUCAUCUUUUUUCAUCCCUUUUCUCCAGUGAGGGAGAAAACUCACAAUGCAUGAUGGAAGUAUUUAAUGAUCCCACCAUGAGUUCAUGGUAUCAAGGCAAGAGCCCAUCAGAAUGAAUCAUGCUAAUGGUGGUGACAGGAUAGCCUACUCUAAGACAAUAUUGCUGGUUUUAAAUUCCUCACUAUUCACUUUAGUCCCUGACAAGAGGAGAUUCUUCACAGCAAGUCUGUAGUUCAACAACCUGCUAGGCUUCUCAGCUCUUGGAUUGGCUGUGAUGUUUCCCUAGAAACACCUCCUCCUUGGUGUAUUUAUUGUCAGUGCUUACAAUGCAAACCCAUUCUUAAAUUCUUGUGACAUUGAAGUAUAACAACUAACAUUUCUGCAUGUUUGAUAUGCACAUUUUAUAUAGUAGCUUCAUAUGUAUUCUUCAUGUUAAUAUUCUUGAUAUUCUUUUCUUUGAGUGCCUAAUUAAAAUUAUUUUAAAUAUUCAUUAUAUUUUAUGCCACCAGAGUAAAGUGUGUGGGAAGUUACAUAAUGUCACCUAAAAAACAGUGAUGCAAGCCAAAAUAAUUUUAAGGGUAUCUGACUGAUUUCUGGAGGAGUAUUUUCACUAGUCAUUUGGACACUUGCUUCUUAGGUUUACCUUUCUAAGGUGGGUCUCAGAGGCCACCUCUGCUUCUAAUUCAGUUUAAGAUCUGCAAGUGAGAAGACAGGUGAAUGGAGAGGUCCUGCACAGGGCUGCUCCUAAGGGAUGGCAAAUGUGUGGUUUUUCUUUUCAGAGACUGUUCCAUGUAUUAAAAUGUAAUUCCAUAAAGUUGUCAUGAUAGCUUUUGCCCAGAGGUUUCAUUGUCUCUUAAAAUGUGUAUUGUUUGCAUUCAUUUUAGCUCCAUUCUUUUCAGUGCAAUUAUCAAAGCAGAGCUUAUUCCCCAUGGAGCUGGUACAAUUGUGCUCCUCCACAUGCUCCAAGCUCUGUGUGAAGCUGCUAGUGUAGGCUCUGCUACUGCUGUUCCAAAAAGGUUCCUCAAAUUCUCUCAGUGCUGAACUUAAUUUAUGUUUUCAGAUGUGAACUUGAUAUUGUCCGAGUAGAAUGUGUGCAGCGUAAUAUAGAAAUGUCUCUGCACAGGGUUUAGGAGGAGGCAGGAGCCCCUCAGCCGUGUGUGUGCUUUUAUUACAGAAAACUAAGAUAAAGUUGUAUUGUUGAGUCAUCUGUUACAGCUCAUUUAAUUUGUACUUUGUUUUCAUGUUUUAAGUGCCUGAUGAUUUUUUGUCAAGGAGGCAAUGGUUUCACUGUUAUAACGCAUACUUAGAAUUCUGUACUUGUUACCUAUUCUGUAAUAGAAUAUUUUUGCAAUUUCUGUUUGGAAAUAAAGACUUAUUAGGCAUAA